Messenger RNA from Penicillium brasilianum, 3196 nucleotides. The record is from the annotation of a GenBank genome assembly. Lineage: Eukaryota; Fungi; Ascomycota; Eurotiomycetes; Eurotiales; Aspergillaceae.
CCUCGCAGACCCUCGCAGACCCUCGCAGACCCUGGACCCUGUGGGACCCUCUCCCUAAAGCGUCAGGGUCGCUUUUGCACUAUUCCAUGACGAUCCCAGUGGGCUUUUUUUUGACCUAUAAAACGCAAUACGAUCAGACGUGAUGGACCAUGGAGAUCACCACGAUUAUGUAUACCCCGACGGAGUACAUAAAAAUCAACCCAGUUUAAAUGCGAUCAUCGGACAUGACGACAAAAACCCUGUCCGCCCGCAUGGAGAUCGGCGUGGGCCCGUCAGGACUUUUAGUGGCUGUACUGAAUGACCGAUCCGAGGAAUGCGGGCAGACGAAUGCUCUUUGACUCUUUUUUUUUUUUUUGGGAACGUCAGAGGGGGGUGAUUGAAACAAUCUCAUGACCUGACAGUUAAUAUUGGCCGAUGGAAGAUUUCUCUGAGACCCGGCGAGGGGGCGUCUGACUGCCAAGGAUACAUGGAGUGUCUGGUGGUUCAUAGCUUCCGCCCUCAGCCGCCAGGCACCGACAGUGUGGCCGUCAUCGAGGGGGGUUAUUUUUAGGGUCUCUCCCCCCUGACAGGUAGAAGAGAAGGAACAGAAGAUGAGUGUAGGCUGGAAGUGAUCUUUUAUGUUUCAUAAGUCAAAUCGUCUUUCUAUUCUAUAGAGACCUGGGCCAUAUGUCGUAUCCGGCCGACUCACGGUAGACCCUGGCGUACCCUGAAGUAACUGUGAGGGAGUGGCUCCAUCGACCAAGUCCGUGGCGGAGUCCCCCCCACCCAAAAAAGCACCAAACCGGCGUCGAGGCACACCCUCAGUGACCACCCAGUCAGACAGGACGAACCAUCCGAACACCCUGCCCACUGCAACUGCCACUGCAACUGCCACUGCCACUUUCCUUCUCCUCCUCCGCCUCUUCCGCACUCUCGUCUACCUAACUCUUCCACUCCUCUCUCAAAUCCAUCCUUCACGCCCAGCCCCGGCACUGGCCCUCUUUGCCUUUCCCCACCCUCUCUCGUUACUCUCCUCCACCCUGAAGAUUCGUCCCUGAUCGUCAACUUAUCUUCGCCCCCAAGCUAGCACCCCCUGCUUCUCCAGCUCGCCCACACGCUUCGUUCCCUCUCUCUCGCGCACGCAUCCCGAUUUCGAUGCCGUAUACCGUUCCACUCGUUUGAAUCCUCCAUGAUCUUUUCUCACGGGUUAGCCACCCUGUUGGGUGGCUCUCUUGCCAUCCAUGGCGCUCUCGGCGCCAUCACCCUUAAUGUCGAUGAUGAAAAUUCCCUCAAAACGGCCGCCAAGACGGUCGCCGCCGACAUGAUCAACUUCUACAAUGAUCGUGAUUCCAAAGAUAUCCCGGGAAAGUUCGACGGCACUUGGUGGGAAGGUGGUUCAAUGUUCAUGACUCUCAUUCAGUACUGGUGGUUGACCGGCGACUCCCAAUUCAACGAUGCCAUCCAGGCUGGCAUGUACUGGCAGAAAGGCGACGACGAUUUCUUCCCAUCCAACUACAGUCAGUAUCUGGGUAAUGACGAUCAAGUCUUCUGGGGUCUCGCCGCGAUCACCGCCGCCGAGCUGAACUUCCCCGAACAAUCUAACCAGCCCUCCUGGGUCUCUCUCGCUCAGGGUGUCUUCAACACCCAGGUCCCCCGCUGGGAUACCAGCAGCUGCCACGGUGGUAUGCGCUGGCAGAUCUGGCCCUAUCAGAGUGGUUAUACCACCAAGAAUGCCAUCUCCAACGGAGGUCUUUUUCAACUGGCUGCUCGCCUCGCCCUCUACACCAAGAACGAAACUUACGCUGAAUGGGCCGAGCGUAUCUGGGACUGGAGUGCGACCACUCCGCUCCUGAAGCAGAAGAACUGGAAUAUUGCCGAUUCCACCACCUGCGAAACCCAAUGUACGGACCACGGUGAUUGGCAGUGGACCUACAACUACGGUACCUACAUCAGCGGUGCCGGCUACAUGUACAACUACACCAACGGAACUGCUUCCAAGUGGAAGGACGGCAUUGAUGGGUUGGUAGGUACCUCCAGCCAGUUCUAUCCCACCACGGGGUACAACGGUGCCGCCGGGAAUGUGCUGGUGGAGAUCACUUGCGAGUCGGUCGAAAAGUGCGAUCGAAACCAAAUUACUUUCAAGGCGUACUUUUCCAGUUGGCUGGCCUUCCUCACGACUAUCGUCCCCGGAACCUCGGAUAUGAUCUUGCCCAAGCUGAAGACCUCGGCGCAGGCCGCCGUGAAGACUUGCACGGCGGGUACGGAUGGCACUCUCUGCGGCAUCAAGUGGUAUAAACAGGCCUCCGACAGCACGAAUGGUCUGGAGCAGCAGAUGGCCGUACUUGGAGUGCUGAAUGCCAACCUCGUUCCUUUCAAGGGCCAGGCCCCGUAUACUGCGGACACGGGUGGUAGCUCGAAGAGUAACCCCAAUGCCGGCACCAACAGCUCGAACCAGCAGGUGCCCACUCUCAACAACAUCACCACGGGUGACCGUGCAGGCGCUGGCAUCCUCACCGUCAUCUUCGUCACCGGAUGGGCGGUCGCCGUUACCUGGAUGAUCCGCGGUGGUUAAACUGGUUCCCCUUGUUUUUCCUUUUUCUACCAUCUACCAUCAUUGAUUUCGCGACGUUUCUCUUCCUCCGGCAGGUGUCUCUGUCUCUCCCCCUUGCCCGAUGGCCCCCUAGCGGGUUGCCUUUUUCUGUUCAUAUAUAUUCCCUCCACUUGGCCAUCCCUGUAUCUCUUUUUCUCUCCGCCUUUUGAAUUUUUUUUUUUCUUCUCUGUAUCUAUGUGGGCCCUCCUUUCUGACUUUUCUAUGUUCCUUUUUUUUUUUGUUCGUCUAGGUCGCCCGACUACAGUAUUAUCUCUAGCGGCGGCGUGGGCGUGGUGGCGGUGCUACGGCGUCUGGAGACAAGACUGCGAUUUUGGGACGUUUAUUACAUAUGUCUUGGCCCCCCUUCUUGGACAGGGAACCUAAAUGGAUUUGAAACUUUCUCGGCUUGAACGAGGAUCGACGCGUCUUUUGUUUCUGCGGGGCGCCUUAAGCUUUGCCGUUGUAACUUGUACGCUGACUGUAGUUCAAUUGCGCCAUUCUCCGGAGGCCUACCUUCUCUUGCACUCGGGGGCCAAAACGCAGUAUCUUGAGGUGUAAUAGAGAAUGUUUCAUGAGAGUCAUGUCCCAUUACAGGCGCGAGAGCUCUCCUGUCUUUUACUAUCGAAU